GACACACAGGUUUGACAUCAGUGUAAAUAGUAAAAAAUCUCUGUUUUGGCGAAUAAGAAAUUCAAGUUACUUUUUCUAUUAGACAAUUUUAUUAUUAUUCAUUUAACGAAAUGGAAGGUGAUGAUUUAAGUGGUGAUAUAGUAAGAUUUACUCAUGACACAUUUAUUGUAGAUGACGACACGUACGUUGUUAAGAGUGACGAUGGUUUGGAUCAUGAUGGGAAUAACUCUGAUUCCAACAGUGGAUUUAAUAAGUCAGGUCCCCUCAGAGAACAGGACCGUUUCUUGCCUAUUGCAAAUAUUGCCAAAAUUAUGAAACGAGCAAUACCUGAUAAGGGCAAAAUUGCAAAAGAUGCCAGAGAAUGUGUACAAGAAUGUCUAUCAGAGUUUAUAUCAUUCAUAACAAGUGAAGCAAGUGACCGCUGCCAGACUGAAAAAAGGAAAACAAUAAAUGGGGAGGAUGUGUUAUAUGCAAUGAAUGCACUUGGAUUUGAUAAUUAUGUCGAGCCACUGAGAACAUAUCUUAAGAAGUAUAGAGAAAUAGUUUUGUCACCAGUAACAAUAAAUAAAUUGAAUAAAACAAUAGUAUUGUAUGGAACUGAGGAGAUAGCAGUAGCAUCAGACAAUGAACAUGACUCACAAUCGGGAAUAUUCACUUACCAAUAAAAUAUUGAAAUUUUGUGUGAAAAUAUUAUUGCUUUCACUAUGAUUGAGAAUACAUUAUUAAAGAAAGCCCCUUAUAUAAUUUGUACAUCUAAAUAGAGUCUCUCGCUGUUAGACAACCAAUAAAAACAGGCCAGGAAUAUUAGUUUAGUGUGUGUGACAAGCUACAUCUUACACUUGCGAUUUGUAUGACACUUUGUGUGUGUGUGCAUUGCUCAAAAUAGAGGUUAGUUCUAAACUAAAUUUUUUCGACGUUUUCACACCUUCAUCGUAAACAAUAGAAAUAGAUAAAUCUAGAUGUAUAAAUGAUCUAAGGAAAACUAUAUACUAUGUCAAGUGUAAGUUUGCACAUAAAUGGAGGCAGUUUUGACAUUCUGAAGCCUUACAUACCAUUUUAUAAAAAAAACGAUUACAGAUAAAUAAUUAUGAAGAAUUUUGAUGAAAACUGCAUUUCAAUUAGCUAAUAUUCAUUUAUAAUAUAUCUUUUUUUUAUGCCACACCUCAACUUAUAUUUAACAUGUCUAAACAUGGGAAGUAAAAAAGCAAACUUCUUGGUUCGCUAAGCAAUCGCUAUAGUUGAUAUUAGAGUGGUUUGAUUGAACUGCUUGCACAUAAUGUCUAUGGCCCAUGUUUGGACGAAAAUUAAUAGUCUUAUAUUUUGAUUUUGGUCUAUAAAAAUUAUGAAGUGAUCAUUAAGAUGAUUAAGUAUUUUUAUUUUAUAAAAUAUUGUAACAAAUAUACAUAUAAAAAUUUAA
Leptidea sinapis is the source of this 1417-nucleotide messenger RNA. RefSeq lists its product as uncharacterized. Lineage: Eukaryota; Metazoa; Arthropoda; Insecta; Lepidoptera; Pieridae. Gene Ontology annotation, biological process: regulation of transcription by RNA polymerase II. The record is from RefSeq and is a predicted model, not a curated record. The transcript has 5 exons. Gene Ontology annotation, molecular function: protein heterodimerization activity; DNA-binding transcription activator activity, RNA polymerase II-specific; RNA polymerase II cis-regulatory region sequence-specific DNA binding. Gene Ontology annotation, cellular component: CCAAT-binding factor complex. Bases 111 to 665 code for a protein of 184 amino acids.